CUCUCUCUCUCUCGCUCAAAACAUGUCCACUAACAAGAGAAGGUUCGUCCUUAGCAAAGUCUCAGUGAAGCUCGGGUGCACCAGCAGCUGCAUGAGACCAAAGCUAUCCAACAUUUUCAACCCAAACCCCAAGCCCAAGCCCAAGCCGCCACAGACGCACCACCACCACCGAAUCAACCACCACUACUCCUCCUCUUCAACCUCAUCAUCUCGAAACACCACCACCACACUCUCUCCAACCACACCCACGCCGCCCCCACGUUACUACGACAACUGGGACACCACCGAGAAGUACACGAGUCCGAGAAGUGUUGGUGCGUUCGGGCGCGUAGGUGGGGAGAACGUGGCAGUGGAGAAGGACUCGGAUGACCCGUACUUGGAUUUUCGACGUUCAAUGCUUCAGAUGAUAGUGGAGAACGAAAUAUACUCCAAACAAGAUCUCAGGGAACUUCUCAACUGCUUUUUGCAGCUAAACGCACCGUAUCAUCACGGGAUUAUCGUUGAAGCCUUCCGUGAGAUCUGGAACGGAGUGUUCUCGCAGAAGCUGCGUACUGGAUUCGUCUCACGUGACUUCUAGGCCUAUCACGUGGUAUAUUUAUGCAGCCGCAGCCUAACAAUUAUAUAUUGGGUAAAAUAAUCUAGUGUACGUGUACAAAGAAGCAGUACGUUAUGUAUUUUUGUUUAUUAAAUCUUUGUUUUGGGGAUUGAAAGUCAAAAUCCGAGGGCAGGCCAGAGAAGGCUCCUCCUCCUCCCAUUAGGGAGGGAGGGAGAGGGCCACAAUGUCAGUCAGCCAUUAGUGGUGUUUAAUGCAAAAUAUUAUUAAUAAAUCAGUACAAUAUUUUUGUAAUUGUAUUUUGUGGACCCAC
Tripterygium wilfordii is the source of this 866-nucleotide messenger RNA. RefSeq names its product transcription repressor OFP6-like. Gene Ontology annotation, biological process: negative regulation of DNA-templated transcription. The transcript has a single exon. The record is from RefSeq and is a predicted model, not a curated record. The coding region runs from base 23 to 577 and encodes 184 amino acids. NCBI's taxonomy places the organism in Eukaryota, Viridiplantae, Streptophyta, Magnoliopsida, Celastrales, Celastraceae.